AUGAGCAAGCGAAAGCUCGUGCCAAAAGCUCAGCAUGCAGAGUAUACUCAAUAUGCAUCUCUUCUACGCUCACUUCGUACCAACAAUAUUCUUGAUGUUACUUCACAACUCACUCAGUACCAAGCAGAGUUGGAGGGAAAGCAGAGGGUGUGGGCCGACGAAGAUGAAGAUGACGAGUAUGGAGAUGGCAGUGACUAUUCGAAGGAUCUGGACGACGAGCACGAAUCAGGUUCUCAAAAAGCACGAAAUUCACAUCUUAAAGAAGACUUGAACCUGAUGGUCGCUGGCCCCAGUAAUCUGCAUACGAGCUCUCUUUCACCUUCCUCUCGUCAAACAACUCCACGGCUCAAACGGAAAAGUAUCCAUGGUUCAAUUUCUAGGGAAGGGUCGCUCUCCUCUUUAAGAGAAACCUCCUCAACCAUAAGCGCGCCAUCUAGGCGCAAGAAGAAACAGCGCAAUCAGUUUUCGCAGAUACGAGAUGGAUGGACACGUUGGCCGCUCAUGUUGGAGGAUGUGCCAGUGCCAGAUUGGGGUAUGGAAGAUGAGGUAGAAAAUCUAGUCAAUCUUCUACGUACAUCAACGAGAGAAGACCGGAAUCCGAGCACGCAAAAACCAGAAGUCUCCGAGGAACCUCAAUCGGUAGAUUGGGAAGUUGAGCUACCACCUUCGUCCUUACCGUCUUCUUCGCAGACUCUGCAAACAUACGACGACGCCCUGGACGAAGGGAAUCAAGGAACGUAUGAUGUGGAUGAUGAAGAACUCGACUCAGAUCUUGAUUCUCUGGAUAGCCUUGAUCCACCGUCUUUUCUUCGAGAGUUAACGCUCACAGCUACAAACCUCCUUCAUACUACUCUCGCCGCUUUAGCCCAUUUUACGCCCGCUCGCGCGCCAAGCCUACAAAAUCGCCUGGAACCUAUCGGUUGGGGAACUGUAUUGGAUGCAUUUGCAUUUGGCUCUCUGAACUCGGGAGUAGGUGCUAGUCAUAUUCAGACUAACCAAAAGAUUGCGGAGAAUGUUCGAAAGAGAAUAGAGAUUGUAUAUGGUUCAGGGGCUUCACGUCCAAGCACGGGACAUCGACUGGAUGAGAUUCCUCCAGAUAUCCGAGUCAUUUCCAUGCCUCCCGCAGUUCUUCAGACGGAGGUCGACGUCGAACAAAUUGAGUGCCACGAACAAUCACCAUCACAGUCGAUAGAGCAGCCUCAAGAAAGCAGAUCCGUCGAUCUUGAAGGGUCAUUCCUGCUAUUCCACAGGCUUCAAGUGAUCAUGAACUCGAGGCAACGACUCGCGGAGUCCUUCGAGAAAUACGGAGCAUCUGAAUCGUCGUUAUUCGACACGCGGGGACUAAGAAUGGAAACCAACGAAAAUAAAAAUUCCGGCACGUCUAAACGAAGUACGAGGAGUGCCGCUGCCAGACAGGCACCUAGUGGUCCUUCAACGGUGUCUGCCGUCGCUUCUCGAGGAAGUGGCUCGAUGCGGCGCGCUAGUACCCGGCGUCCCACCAACUUCAAAGGAAAAGGGAACAAAAUCAAGGCUAAAAAUCUUACCAUAGAUGCUGAACGAAAAGGAGAGGAAGAGAAAAGUCGUGGAGUAGGCCUGUAG
Molecule: messenger RNA, 1599 nt
Organism: Marasmius oreades (fairy-ring Marasmius)
Lineage: Eukaryota; Fungi; Basidiomycota; Agaricomycetes; Agaricales; Marasmiaceae
Exons: 2
Coding region: 1-1599 (532 amino acids)
Source: RefSeq, a predicted model, not a curated record